AUGCCGCCCCCCGAACAACCAAGUCACAGCUCGACUCCGAGGUCCUUUACAAGCCAAACUGCUUCCGCUGAAGAUCUCCUCAAGUCCCAGACGGUUGGGCUUGUCCAUCUCUCCGAUUUUCGCAAACGCCGUGCGGAGGUUUUGGAGCAAAAAGAGCGAGAGGCACAUGACAAGUCGCUAGGAAGAUUUACAUCCGGUAGCUCAAGAAGCGCAACCCCUUCAGGUGGCGAUAUAACUGACGGGAAUUCAACAUCCCGGAGCGAGGCUCCGCCAAGGAAGAAGAAAAAGAAGCCACUUGCAAAGAGCAAAUUGUCAUUUGGAGACGAUGAGAAGGAAGAGGAUGAUGACACUUUUGUUCCAAAACCGAAGACGAAGCCUGCGGAAGACCUAACUCCCACGCCCGCUGAAUUAAGUGCCUCGCGUUCUGCUACCGGUACACCUUUUGACGACAGCUCUACAUCACAAUCUCGUCGCAUUACACCAAACCCAAGGGCGCCACCUCCUCCGAAGGCUCUCACAAAAGCUGCGCUCAAAGCGGAAGCGGAAGCACGAGAUGCUUUACGAAGAGAGUUUUUGGUCAUGCAGGACGCUAUAAAAAACACUGAGAUCAUGGUCCCUUUUGUAUUCUACGAUGGAACGAAUAUACCUGCCGGUACAGCCAAGGUAAAGAAGGGCGAUCAAGUAUGGCUGUUGCUCGAUCGAUGCCGAAAAGUAGGUGCCGAAUUGGGUGUCAGCGGUACCAGCGGGGCAUCGAAAGGACGCAAGUACAAUCGCCGGGAAUGGGCGAGGGUUAGCGUGGAUGACUUGAUGCUUGUUAAAGGAGAUGUCAUUAUUCCACAUCACUACGAACUGUACUACUUUAUCGCAAACAGUGUUCCCAGUUUCUCGAGCGCCGGGGGGCUGCUCUUCGACUAUUCCAACAAACCUCCACCACCGCCUCCCACCGAUGAUCCCUUAUACCGGCCGAGUAACGACGAACUCGAAGGCAACGACAAAGAUCCGACGCUAACGAAGGUGGUCGACAGACGGUGGUACGAGCGGAACAAGCACAUUUUUCCCGCAAGUCUAUGGCGGGAGUACGAACCGGGACCAGAAUUUGAAGAGAAGAUGCGUACAACGAGACGCGAUGCAGAAGGAAACACGUUCUUCUUUUGA
This is a messenger RNA of Aspergillus nidulans FGSC A4, 1155 nucleotides long. Its product is annotated as FAM50/XAP5 family protein. Lineage: Eukaryota; Fungi; Ascomycota; Eurotiomycetes; Eurotiales; Aspergillaceae. The record is from RefSeq and is a predicted model, not a curated record. The transcript is spliced from 3 exons. Bases 1 to 1155 code for a protein of 384 amino acids. Gene Ontology annotation, cellular component: nucleus.